Molecule: messenger RNA, 3504 nt
Organism: Pseudomassariella vexata
Lineage: Eukaryota; Fungi; Ascomycota; Sordariomycetes; Amphisphaeriales; Pseudomassariaceae
Product: lethal giant larvae like, C-terminal-domain-containing protein
Exons: 3
Coding region: 136-3087 (983 amino acids)
Biological process (GO): regulation of protein secretion; regulation of exocytosis; establishment of cell polarity
Cellular component (GO): cytoplasm; plasma membrane
Molecular function (GO): GTPase activator activity; myosin II binding; syntaxin binding
Source: RefSeq, a predicted model, not a curated record
CCUGGAGCUACUUACCAAAGCAGCGUCUGGCGACACGUCUAGCUGCAACGAGAUAGACAAACCUCCGGCGAGUCUCGAAGCAGCCGCCCAAACCAACGACCAUUUAACAUAUUUCCCAACGUCACGAACAACAAUAUGGCGAGCUUUCUGCGAGGGAAGCAGGCUGGCAUGCAGAAUGACCUGUCAGCUAACAUUCUCCCGGAACUUUUCGCACCAGAUGAUCGGGCCCGUUAUGGAAUCAACUCUCAGAUCAGAUGCAUCGCAUAUGAACCUGUCCAGUCGCUGCUCGCCAUCGGGACAACAGAAUCCAAGUUUGGAUCGGGUCGCAUCGAAGUGUAUGGACAAACUCGAGUCCACAAAUUCUUGGUUCCACCACGACCGUGUUCCUUUUCCCAGUUACAGUUCUGUGCCCAUCGCCUCGUGAGUCUCGACACGAAGAACGAAGUUGGAAUAUGGAAUCUGGAUACAGGCAGCCGGAUAGCUGGCUUCCGCGCCCCGGGCGUAGUGGCCUCCAUGGUCACGGACCCUAUGUUGGACUGGUGUUUCCUGGGAAUGCAGAAUGGGGAGGUCUUCGCCUACGAUCUCGAUCGGGAGCGCAUGUCACCACUUCGCCUGCCCAACUAUUGGGGUGAAAAGGAUUCCAAGGCACGGGCUGUAGCAAUGGUCUCUAUGCAACUACACCCGCGGGACAUUGGCAAGUUGAUGAUUGCAUAUUCCCACGGUAUUGUCCUGUAUUCCUUCAAGCAAAACAAGGCAACCCAGUUUUUCGAGUACCAGGUUCCUCCAGGAGCGCCAGGUGGAAGCACGGCUGCCGUGGACGCGAUGAGAAAACCCAGGCUGACACACGCUGUCUGGCACCCUACGGGGACAUUCAUCCUCACAGCACAUGAUGAUGGAAGUUUGGUCUUCUGGGACUCCAAGGAUGGUCGGGUGGUGAUGGCCCGAACACUGUAUGACAUGAAAAUCAACGAACCGGUUCCGAAUCCCGGAGGUUCGAGGCCAAAACACCCCUAUAUCCGGAUAGCGUGGUGCUGUAAACAGAACCCCGAGGACAGUGGUCUUCUCAUUGCAGGUGGUCAGACCCUCGAUAACGCUGCAAAUGGAUUGACGUUCAUUGAUCUAGGCGUCACUCCAAAUUACCAAACAUCGACCUGGCAAAUACUUGCUGACUAUUGCAAAGGGAAGCAGCAAAAUAUCCUUGAAACCCCCCCUGGUGCCGAGGUAACGGACUUUUUCUUGAUACCACGAUUUUCCCCGCAUUUCGCUGGUGCUCAGGACCCCAUUGCCAUUAUGACGUUGCUAUCUUCCGGGGAACUGUUGACGAUGAGCUUUCCCAGCGGGUACCCCAUCUCUCCAACCAACCAGCUUCACCCAUCUGUGUCUUUUGUCCAUCCAUUUGCGACCAAGUUUGCAGUGUCGACACUCGAUCGGGGAAGCUGGCUAGGCAUGGUCGAAAUUCGUAACCAGGGUGAACCACUCCUCAAAGGAGGGAAAGAGGCUUCUCGGCCCCGUCGGCGGUUCGAGGGACGGUGUAUCAUUCAGGUCGCUCAUGCAGACAGCACUGUGCGCAUCUGGGACGUGGGGCAUGAUGACGAGAUCGAGAACCCCACUCAACUACAAGUUGACGUUGCGAGAGCCCUCAACCGGUAUGAAGACAUCAGCAUCACUGCUAUGAGCAUGGCUUCAAGUACUGGAGAGUUUGCUGUUGGGACGAGCGGUGGCGAAGUCGUCAUAUAUCGCUGGGACGGCAACAGGUUCUUUGACCGCAAUCAGAAUCAACAACUAGAUCCCAAUCCCGGCGGUCUUACAGAUAUCAGUAUGAGGGCCGAGCCAGCGCUGAAACAGGGGCUUCAACCCAUCCGCUUGUACGAAAUGGUGCAGGGCGCCAUAACUGUCGUCAAAGUUUCUGAAGUCGGCUUCAUCGCGGUGGGUUCCGACCGUGGUUUCUUCAGUAUCAUAGAUAUGCGGGGCCCGUCAGUAAUCUAUCAGGCUUCCAUGGUCGACUUUGCCAAACAGGAGAAGAGGUCUUCUUUCAUUCGAGGUCAUUCAUACGCACCACCUCCCAAAGAAUGGCCGGUCAAAAUCGAGUUCGGUGUCAUGACACUCGACGGAGACAAAUUUUCAAGCAUCUGCUGUUUCGUUGGGACCAAUACAGGCAAGGUGAUUACCUUCGCCCUUUUGCCAUCUGGUCAGAGCUACACUGCGAGGCCAGCCGGCGUGAGCCAGUUGAGUGACAGGGUCGUGGCGAUAUGUCCAAUAGUAGCGGACACGGGAAAGCUGGCGUAUGCGACAGGUCAAACAGUGGCUGGUCUUCGCGAGGGCAAGCAGGUAAACGGGCUGCUUGUAGUUGUCACUCAAACGGAAGCUCGCAUUUUUAAACCAGCAGUUGCUAAGGGGGCUUCAAAGUGUUUUGACGACUACCUGUGCGACGCAGCCGCUGUGACUGAAGUUGACAUCCAGGGGAUGGCCCUCGUCGGUGUCUUUGGGGAUCGGGUAGCACGUGCCUUUUCUUUACCGGGACUGAAGGAGAUUGGAAGCGCUCCACUAAAGAUGAUGGACGGCAGCCGUGGUACAGAGUCGAUUGUCACCGAGGAAGGCACCGUUUUCUGUUGGACAGGACCAUCCGAGCUUGCGGUACUGAACGUGUGGGGAGCUGGACGUGAAAUCGAGAAUACGGCCGACGUUCUCAUCAACCCCGAGCUUCGCAUCCCCACGAGACCGACGAUCUCCAACGUGCAGUGGCUCUCUGGCACGCAAUACGUCUCGCCUACAGACCUAGACCUUCUCAUUGGCGGUGCCGAACGGCCCCCCAGCAAACGCAUGAUGGCUGCAGCCGCAGCUGAACUGCGAGGCGGGGGUGCUGGGCCGGCAAGCCCUACGACGGCGGCAAGAGCGGGCGCCCAGGAAGGUUGGGGCGAUUACUUGACCAGGCAGUUGAACGAGCGAACUGAAAAAUUGAACCUCAUGAGCGAUACCAUGGAUAACGCAGCGGAUUCGAGCCAGAAGUGGGCAGAGGACGCCGGGAAGUGGGCCAGUCAACAGAAACGGAAGAUGAUCUUGGGCGGGUUGACCAGCAAGUUCUUGUAGAAGCUGUCGUUCCGAUAUUUGUCGAUGUUUGCUUCUUCCGCACAAAUCUGGGGGCCUGUUUCAUGGUUUGAUGGCGUUUUUACGGGGCGAUUUUGCCAUCGAGGGUAGUUGGGGUUCAUACUGCGAUGGUCGCACUGGUAUGAUCAACGAACAAUAACCAUGUUAUACCAGGGCUUGUACUUUGUGAUGACUUGGCAUGAAAUAUAAGAGCAUUGUGCGGCGAAUUUGGUUGAUAUCCCCCCGGCUUAAUAACAAAGCAAUUUUUCUUCUUUACAGAGACGGCCUCCGAGCCUCAAGCAACAAGCUUCAUGGCCCUACGGGCACCUGCAGGGCCGCCCAUGUCUGUCACCCCCUAGCGCGGUAUCAUUCAGCUUAGUAAUGCGCUGUCUGGGAUCAUCGAGCACAGACCAUGUUGUG